This is a messenger RNA of Coturnix japonica (Japanese quail), 2590 nucleotides long. Its product is annotated as KIAA1191 ortholog. NCBI's taxonomy places the organism in Eukaryota, Metazoa, Chordata, Aves, Galliformes, Phasianidae. The record is from RefSeq and is a predicted model, not a curated record. Gene Ontology annotation, cellular component: cytoplasm.
UCAGCCGGAAUCUCGCGAGACCCAGCGCCUAUAAAAGCUCUCCGCGGAGGGGUCGGGCCCACUCGCGUCUCAUCGCCGGGCCGGGCCGCGUCGCCGCCAUGAGCGCCCGGCAGCCGGACACCCCCGCGCUGGAGCAGCGCGUUGGGGCCGGGGCCGUGUCCGGCAGGAUGUCGUUGCCGCUCGGGGUGCCUCGCAGGGCCUUCAGCUACGACGACGCCCUGGAGGACACGGCGCCCAUGACUCCGCCGCCCGCUGACCUGUGCGCCAACGUGCUGUGGAAGGAGCCCGUCAAACCUGAGCGCAAGUACCAGGAGCUCGCCAAGAUUGAAGAAGGGGAUGCUAACAUGAACGCGCCUGUCAUCACUCCUUCAUCUUCCACUGAAAGCGUGAAUAAGGUACCUGUGGUGAAGGCCAAGGCCACUCACAUCAUCAUGAACUCUCUCAUUACAAAGCAGACUCAGGAGAGCAUCCAGCGCUUUGAGCAGCAGGCCGGGUUGAGAGAUGCUGGCUACACUCCCCACAAAGGCCUCACUACAGAGGAGACCAAGUACCACCGUGUGGCUGAGGCGGUCCACAAACUAAAAAUGCAGAGUGGAGAAAUGACGAAGGAUGACAAACAGGCAUCAUCUGCUCAGUCCACUCCAAGCAGCACCCCCCACUCCUCUCCCAGGCAUAAAAGCAGGGGUUGGUUUAGUCAGGGAUCCUCUGCUUCUAUUACUGCCCCAGACUUUGUUGCUGUGGAAGCUGGUGGGGACAGGUUGCCGUCUGAAAGGUGGAGUUUUUUUGGACCCAAAGCCAUCCAGAAAUCCACCACUGAUCCAGGAGGCUUUACCAUCCAAUCUUAUAAGGGUGCUCAGAAGCCAUCCCCAAUGGAGCUGAUGCGUGCUCAGGCUACUAGAAUGACAGAGGAUCCGGUCACCUUCAAGCCACCCAAAAUGGACAUUCCAGUCACAGAAGGGAGGAAACAGUCUUCACAUUCCCAUAAUAUCAAACCUCGGGAUCUGAAUGUGCUCACUCCAACUGGAUUCUAGGAAGAGUGGUGUCGUUAGUAGGCUACAGGGUAUCUUAGGCUCUGCUUUCCUGACCCAUUGUGCUGCAGUAAAACAGGAAUAUCUCCUUUCCAGCUUUCCAUCUCAGAAAAGGAAACAACUGUGACUGUCCUAAAUUCAGACCUCAAUUGGUCAUGGAAACACUCUUGCACUUAUACUAAACCAAUCUAAACCAUCCUCUCUGCUGUACUGCACUAGUCCUGUGUGCUCCCCAGUGCACUGUGCUGCAGUAAAACCUUGAACUGCGUUUUGUGGGAGAGGACUGCAUGUAGUGUGCAAUAGGCUGGCUUGUCUACCUGUAGUCUGUCUUGUCUCAUGCUCAGUGCUGAAGUUCUGUCAAGAGGACGAUGGUUCUGUCUGAUGUUUACAGAACACCAGCAGAAAAUGGUGAAAACAAGCAGGGACUGAAAACUGGAUCAUUAACUGCCAGGAGAAAAGCUACUCUGACAACAUGAUAAAUUGGCUCUAAAUGUGCAGCUCACUUCAGUUGUCACCUUGUAGUUCAGUUAGUACUUGUUCCUGGUUUAAUUUCAGAGGAGUGGAGCACUGUCUGUUCUAAGAUGCUCUUAUUAGGAAGGCAGGGAGGAGAAUCUAAUGGAACUUGACAGUAAUAAUGAAGAAUUGUUUAUCUUCCAAGUCUUCACAUUCCUCCAAAAAUGGGGGAAAUGACCAGAGCUGGUGUGGCUUGAACCAUGUGAUCUUUUCUGUGUGCAAAACAGCACUGCCCUGGCUUGUCCUAGACAACAGACUUACAGUAGUUGUGGCACUCUGGCUUGAUUGUUUUGGUUUUUUCCUAGCAUCCUGUGUGAACCGUGUGUAGAAGUGUUUUAGGCAUCAGUGGCACUUCUCAAAUACAGCUGUUUCUUUUUGUUUUGUUUCACGAGCAUUAAAUUGAUUUUGCAGAGCUGGCAGAAGGUGAAGAUCGAGACUAACCAUUCCUUCAUCCUCUAGUACAGUGAUACGUUGUUUUUUGGCCUAGUCAAACCCAGUUACUGCAGACAGUUAACGCUUUCAUGAAUAAUGGAAGGACCUCUUAGCUACCAGCCAGUCCCCUGUGCACUGUAGGCAGCAUUGCUGUGAUUGUUACCUGUCCUGUGGCAACCAAACAUCCUCUUUCUUGACAUCAUGAUUGUUGCAGAGUACCCUCAGCCAGAAGUACUUUCUGUAGUUGUAAGAGUCGCACCUUCAUUUGAAGCUUUUCUGUUACAAGGACUCUCAGAAUUGACUUAAGGUAACAGUUGUGCUCUGGAGCUUUUGCCUGCUCCAGCCAUCCGUCCAUGAGGGUGAGGCAGGAUUGGCUCACAUUGCUACCUGCUGUACCCUCUGAAUAAGUGCAUUUUGUUGCUCUGCUUCAUUAUAAGCUUCAACAACACUGCCAGGUAUUGAAAAUCUCCCACUCAACUGAGCAGUUAUUGUCACCAGUCAUUUGCACCUUGGGAAUUGAUCUCUUAUUUGAUAUUAAUUUAUUGUCUGUGUCAUGUCUUUAAUUGUAUGAUUUUUGUUUUUGUUUGUUACAAGAAAAUAAAAUCCUUGUGAAUUGA